This is a messenger RNA of Pseudomyrmex gracilis, 4258 nucleotides long. It is a transcript of the gene Slip1, whose product is annotated as PDZ domain-containing protein 4. Bases 533 to 2965 code for a protein of 810 amino acids. The transcript has 8 exons. Gene Ontology annotation, molecular function: protein binding. The record is from RefSeq and is a predicted model, not a curated record. NCBI's taxonomy places the organism in Eukaryota, Metazoa, Arthropoda, Insecta, Hymenoptera, Formicidae.
CGGGUUGGUCGGAAUUUCACGAUCUCCGUUUCAAAUCGUCGCGCUUAUACGCCACGGUAGGUCAUUCAUCCGUUUGUUUUUGUUGCCUUUACGCGCGCGAGAUAUUAUCGCGAACUCCAAUCGCGUGUCUCUCCGGCACGGGCGCGCGUUCGUCUCGAAGGAAGAUAUUCCGUAUAAAAAAUCGUUCGCCGGCGAAUAUGGUAGAUUCUCGCGACGAUGAUCAUCCGGUAUUACGUUCCGCGUGAAGUGCGUUGCUCUCGAUCCGGCCGGAUUGGCGACCAAGUGAAUCCGAUAGUGUGACGUGUGUCGCGCGAGAUCAUCCUCCAUUCUUCUUCCUCUUCCUCCUUCGUCCUCCUCUUCAGUUGCAUUAUUGUUGAUCGUCCCUGGUACACACGCUCUCGUCUCAUCUCUACGCCCGCUUAUUAUUUUGCUGCGCAUUAUUCAUUCAGCCACACGGAUACACGGCGACGGGGGAACGCGGCGUCGUUAGACAUCGGACACACAGGCCCGACGACCAGCCGCGAACCACGACAUGGAUUUCGUCAUAUUGAAGGUGAACGGACAAGACAUUUCGAACUCUAGUCACGAGGAUGCUGUGCGUUGCUUCCAGUCGGCUAAGGAGCCAAUUAUCGUUGAGGUUCUUAGACGACAGCCGAGCGGGCAUCAACCGAUUCCCAACACGCCCUCGAAGGAGCAGCAGCACGAAAAAAUUACGUGUCAAGAUAAAAACGAGGGAACGAAGAACGGUACGAUCGACGAGCGAACGUGCAACGACGAUGUUAAAAAGGACACGGCUGGUUCUUCUUUGGUGUCGACUGCGGUUCAAACCGACUGGGCCGGUCUCAUAGAGGAAGAGGAAUUGCUUCCGGUUCCGCUUGUCGAGGAACAAGCGAACGACAGUUUUGAGGAUUUCCUCGCGCACGAUAUCGACUUUGAGGAGGUGACGUUGCGGAAAACCGGAAGUGCCGAGAAGCUCGGGCUAACGGUGUGUUAUAGCUCCGGUUCCGGCAGCGAGGACGCCGACACGGAGGUUUAUAUCUCGGAAAUAGUUCCUGAAAGCCUUGCAGCGCGGGACGGUCGAUUGCGGGAAGGAGACCAAAUCUUACGGGUCAACGGCAGGGAUGUUGCGAACAAGGAACAGACCGAGAACUUAUUCGCGGAAACGAAGACCGCUGUGACAAUUCUCGUUAGUCGAUGCGUAUAUCCGGACGACGAGUACGAUGACAGGCACAUCUAUCAUCAAUGCUCGCCGCCACUUUCACCGGAGAACUUGCCGGCGUAUCAGAACAGCAUGAUCGAGCAGUUGAUCCGUCAACAGCAGCAGCAAACGGAAGAGCGUACCAAAGAGAGCGAAGUAAACAACUGCACCCUCAAAGCUGCGCCACCCAUACCUUCUCACACUCAGCAGCAACAGCAGCAGCAACAGCAACAGCAACCACAACAACAACAGUCUGUCAACGUUUUCUCUACAAACUCAUCGUCUACGUGUUCGUCGCAAAACUCACAGAAGUCCAGCAAGAACGCGAUCUCGCCGGCUCAUCACACAGACGAGCGCGGCAAGCAGUGGAUGCAGGACACGCUGAAAGAUUGCACGAAAAGGCUCGACGUUAUUUCUCUGCGCGGACAACAACAACCCGCGUCGCCGGCGGCGGCGGCGGUGGUGCCGCCGUCGGUUAAGCUCGUCGAGGCGUAUUCGAGCCACGUCUGGAGCGAGACCGAGCACAUCUACGAGACGAUACCGGAAUCGGACAGCGAGCCGAUCUACUCGUCGCCGUACGAACAUCAUCAGCACUGGCAACAGUCGAACCACGUCGCUACGCAGCUGCAGCAGCACGGCAACACGCAGAAUCAUCUGACCAGCCAGCCGAAUCAAAAGUGGCACUCCUCGUCGAAGAGCAACAGUUCAGGCGAGGAGAAGGACAGCUCGAGCGCGUACAACACCGGGGAAUCAUGUCACAGCAAUCCACUGACUCUGGAGCUUCAUCAAGGCGAGAGAGAUCAUCACAAGAGCACGCUGGUUCUGUGUCCGCCGAAGACACCCUCGCAUCCGCAACAGCAGCAGCAACAACAACAACAACAACAACAAAAGUUGUUCUGCAACUGUCCGAUGCCGGUAACGCCGAGCGCGACAUCCGCAACGACCAGGCAACAAUUGUCGAAGAAUCAGAGCGUUCGAAAGAGCUCGUCGUCGUCGCAUCAUCACAGAGACCGCAUCGAGCCCGCAAUGAACGCCAAUACGCUGCCGGCCGAUACCAUGUACACGAACGUUGCGAACUUGCAACAGACGAUGUUGCUGCAGCAGCAGUUGUUCAAACAGGCGCUAAACCGCAGGAACUUCGUCACCAACAGAGAGACAUCGGCGGGCGGCGCGAGAAAGUCCAAGUCGCACGGUAACUUUCAGGCGCCCAAUUUGACGCAGUAUCAGUUCGUCGGGAGUCAGCAAGUGUGCAUGUCCACGUGGACGCCGCCGGAGGAGAAAGGCGAGGUGCAGAUGGAGUGGAAAGUGAAGAGGAGAUCGGACGGCACGAGAUACAUCGCCAAAAGGCCCGUGAGAAAUCGAAUACUGCGGAACCGAGCGAUCAAGAUAUCAGAGGAGAGAGCCGGUCACACAACCGAGGACGACACGUUGUCGGAGAUGAAGGUCGGACGUUACUGGAGCAAGGAAGAGCGCAAACGUCAACUGGAGCGCGCGCGCGAGCGCAAGCAGCGGCAACAGGAGUUAUUGCUGCAGCAGCAGCAGAUGCAAACCAACGACCUGUUGAUAUGCGAACACACGGAAGACAAGGUGUCGAAGAAGCCGUUGAGUAUCGUUGAGCUCAGUCACAAGAAGAUGGCGCGUAAAAAGACGACUCUGGACGAUUUCACCACCGUGCAAGAAAUGUUGGUUCACGGGAACAGAGUUGGAGCGAGCGGUCCUGGCACGGGGGGAAAAUUAAUGGGUCUGCUGUCGGUUACCACAGUGUAAGCGAGAAACUGCUGAUCGUGAAAAAUACAUCUUUUUCGCGGAAACUUUCUGAGAAAAACAAAAAACAAAAAAACAAAACAAAAGAAAAAGAAACACUUUCGCGCGAUAAAUUUAUAUAUUCGCUCCGAGUUAUCUCUGCGUGAUACUUUGUAUAUCUCCUUGAUACCCUCUUCUUGUACGAAUACAGCGUAUCCCGCUCUCUCUUCCCGAGAACGCUGCGUAGAGACGCUACGUAGAUCGUUUUACACGUUCAUAGAAAAACGGGGGGAGUAUUCUGCGAACGGAGAUCGGUGUUUAUAGGUUUGUAGAUAUGUAUGAUAAAGCGGUGUAUCGUGACGUGACGCGUAUCAAUAUUCUUCCCGCUUUGUACGAUAAAAAAGAAAAAAAAAGAAAAAAAAAACGUUAUCAUCUCAACGUUGAUUUUCACUGUCAAAACCGAUCGAAUCACAAGCUAAGUUUGUUUUAUUAUACGGCUCAAGAGCGCGCACUCGAAGAGCGGUACACGCCCCGGUCUGUGAACUGAAUCUUCGUGGACAUCGAAUAGUGUGAUUAAAACAAAAGAAAACAACGCUAUUGUUUUAACGAGCGGUUAAACGGCGCCGCCUCCUCGUCCGUGUGGGGAUUUGCAGCAGCGCCUCGAUUUUUUUUACACAGGUUUUUGUGAAAAACACGCGAAAACGAUGAAAAGAAAAAAGUGCGCGAAGAAACGCGUCGAAGAGACGCAACAAUUGAGAAAGAGAAACGAUCCGAGAUUUGUCUCUCUCGAAAAAACUACGUACGUCGCGUGCAACUCGCGCGCGUAUCGAGCCGAUUUGCUAUUACUUUUGAGAGUCCUUGUUUUUUUUUUUUUUUUUUUUCCAGCCUAGAAGAGAUAAUCACUCGAGUGUAUUAUUAUUAUUAUUAUUACUGUGUUUACACACACAAUUGUUCUGCGACUCUAUACAUGUAUAACGUAUAUGGAAGACAGAAUUGUGAAUAGGAGUGUGAAUCAAAUGCGACGCGUAUAAUAUAAAAGUUAAACUCUGUCGCGUUAUUUCUCCGCUGCGUAAGGUGUGUGCGAGGCGUUCGAGAAAAAAAAACGUCUAUGUUAGAUACAGUGUACCGUUGUAGGAAAUAUGUUGUAUACGUUCUAAAUUAUAUAUAUUAAAUAACAAAUACGUAAUAAAGCACACGCGCAAAGAAUCGCUCGCGCGGCUCACAUACCCGGUCUUUUUGUAAUGUAGAUGCCGACGUGACGAUUCCACGCGUGUGUGUAAAUGUAAAUAAAAAUCCACGAAUAAAAUAUAACAUUAA